AUGGGUGUGGGGCCAAAGGAUGUCGGAAGCUUUAAGCAACUCUGGACUCAACAUUUGGCUGAUAUUGUUCUGAAAUAUAGUCGUAAGAUGUCUGACCACCUAAAGAAACAUUUAACUACCCAGCUCGAUCUAUUGGACGAGUCAAGUUUUCAUCUACAGAAUAGCAUCACUGAUUUUGUACAGCAGAUCAAAACCAGAGCCAAUGAAUGUGUAGACAAUAUGCCUGGCUCUAGUAAAGCUGUGAAAGAUGCAAUUGCUAUGGUAGCAGCAGCACAGAGUACAAUACUAGAACACACAGACAUGUUCAGUGAAUCCAUCAACUUGUCCCCUGCCACAGUGAAGUCUUUAGAAGAAACAAUACCGGAUAUUAAAGUUAAGAAAGAUCCAAUAUCUGUUAAAUAUGAUCCAGAAACAUCAAUAAGACUAAAGGAUAUGGAGACAGAUUUAUUAUCCCUUCAAGACACAAACCAAAAGACUGAAGAUUAUAUAUCAAACAAAAAAAGGAGAGACAACUUUACAGAUAAAACAGAUCAUGUAACACAAGACAUUAAAAGACAUUCGGAUUUGAUAUCUGCUAUACAAGAAGAUAAAACAAACAAGUUUGAAAGUUUGUUGUCUAAGUUUCAAAGUCUGGAUAAAUAUGUUGUAAAGAUAUCAAAUGAUCUUCAAACAAUUGAAACACGCUUAUGUAACAGAUAUGUGUGUUGUAUCGAGCUGGAAUAUGAGACACCUGUCAGUGAUGACCUAAUCCUUACAGCAUUUGAUCAAGUAAAUGAAUACAACGGUCAACACUUUGAUCAAACAACAGGAAUAUUUGUAUCUCCUCGUGAUGGUUUAUACCUUAUCUGUGUAACCCUGCAUGAAUGGGAACAUAAAAAUAUUCGAGUUGGUGUUGUGGUAGAAGGUAAGUGUCUUACGGCUAUAGAAGUUAAAUGUGCCGACACAAAUGCUGCUGGGUCAGUGGUUGUGGACAUGAAUAAAGGUCAAGAACUUUACUUUGAAGUGUUUCAUGCUGAUCAUGAUUCAAAGUUGUCGGGUAACAGUACUUUUACUAUCGUUAGUUUAUAGAAGUACAUAAUGUAACAUAGUGAAUGGGAACUUCUAAAGACCAAAAAUGUGUAUCCACAUCAAUAAACACAAAAUAACAUUCAAUUGUAAGUUUAUAUAAAGACUUACCUUAACAGUUUUGAAUACCAUACAUCUUACUAUAACUAUUUGUAUCAAUACAUUUACGUUCAACACAUCAUUGCUUUUACUUAAAACCUUUAAGAAUAAACAAUCACUUUUUAAAAAUGUCUAGAGGAUCGACAUAUGCUUUGUCUGUCAGACUGUGUUAGAUGUUGCACCAACAAAUCGUAGCUUGAAGACUUUAUAAUGCUUUGAUAAUUAAUGCUCUAGUAUUUUUGGUUUCACAAAUGUAUAUAACUGCACAAAACAUUUUUUAUCAUUCUAAGCAAUUAUGUAGUUUACAAUGUGUAUGUGCUCAUUAGUUUAGUUUUUUUUUGUUUGUGGGAUGUAGCAAAUUUUGUAAAACACUGCCACCACACAGAUUUUCUUCAAACUUUCAAGAUACAUUCGUCUCCGCUAUAAAAAGAACACUUUCUAUUUUUAAUCUAUUUAAGCAUUAGGUUAGUCUUUAAAAUUUAAUUUAAAUAUUAACAUGACAUCAAUAUAUAGUCUUUUUCAAUGUUUAUCUUAGAGCUAUACAAAACAUUACAUUAGUACCCAACUGCAGCAUAAAAAAAGGAGAACGUUUAACAACAUUGCCUUUCGUAUAGGUCUAAAUUGUGUUCAAGGGGAAUGUAUAAAAUGCAUUUUUAAAAAAUGUAUUGGAAUGUUUACCUCCAUCACUUUCCCGUCCCUAGUCUCAUAGUUUUUCAUUAUAUGUUUGUAUUUUUAUGUCAAUUGGUAUCAAUCUUUGUCGUGUAAGUUAAAAUAUAUUAUAUAUAUAAA
Molecule: messenger RNA, 1953 nt
Organism: Physella acuta
Lineage: Eukaryota; Metazoa; Mollusca; Gastropoda; Physidae
Molecular function (GO): protein binding
Source: RefSeq, a predicted model, not a curated record